This is a messenger RNA of Gongylonema pulchrum, 573 nucleotides long. The record is from the annotation of a GenBank genome assembly. NCBI's taxonomy places the organism in Eukaryota, Metazoa, Nematoda, Chromadorea, Rhabditida, Gongylonematidae.
AUGGGACGCAUCUUACAAACACAUCCCAAGGCCGUACAAGCACACAAAGAUAUCGUGUUGCGAUGUCUGGACGACAGGGAUGAAAGCAUUCGAUUAAGAGCGUUGGAUUUACUUUAUGGGAUGGUUUCCAAAAGAAAUAUCAUGGAAAUAGUGCGUAAACUGAUGGAUCAUGUCGAUGCAGCCGAGGGUUCCUAUUAUCGUGAUGAGCUUCUAUCAAGAAUAAUCUCGAUUUGUAGCACCAUUUUGCAACAUAUGAUUGAAGUUGUAUUUGUUUUCAGAGCGUUGGAUUUACUUUAUGGGAUGGUUUCCAAAAGAAAUAUCAUGGAAAUUGUACGUAAACUGAUGGAUCAUGUCGAUGCAGCUGAGGGCUCCUACUAUCGUGAUGAGCUUCUGUCGAGAAUAAUCUCGAUUUGCUCCUACAACAAUUAUCAGUAUAUCACCAAUUUUGAAUGGUACUUGUUAAGCAUUGCAGUUAGUACAUCCAUUUUUUAUAGGAAUGAUUAGUAUAUCUCAGUGCUGGUUGAAUUGACGAAAGUUGAAGGCACGAAGCAUGGUUCGAUGAUUGCUGGACAG